Molecule: messenger RNA, 1062 nt
Organism: Vanrija pseudolonga
Lineage: Eukaryota; Fungi; Basidiomycota; Tremellomycetes; Trichosporonales; Trichosporonaceae
Gene: TSF1
Product: Elongation factor Ts, mitochondrial
Exons: 1
Coding region: 1-1062 (353 amino acids)
Biological process (GO): mitochondrial translational elongation
Cellular component (GO): mitochondrial matrix
Molecular function (GO): protein binding; translation elongation factor activity
Source: RefSeq, a predicted model, not a curated record
AUGCUCGGCCUCUCCCUGCGCAACGCAGCAGCGCCGACAUUGCGCGUUUUCUCAACGUCGUCGGUCACCGCCAACGCCGCGGCCGCAGCGCCCAAGGUGCCCGUCGCGCUCAUUGCCAAGCUGCGCAAGACGCACCCCGUGCCCAUGUCGCAGGCGCGCGAGGCGCUGGAAAAGUCCAACCUCGACGUUGACGCCGCGAUCGCGUACCUCACGAGCGCUACGUCGGCUUCGGCGCUGAAAAAGGCCGACAAGGUGGCCAGCCGCACCACCGACGAAGGCACCAUCGCCGUGUCCCUCCUCGGCGGAAGACGGGUGUCGAUCGUCCAGCUGGCGUGCGAGACCGACUUUGUCGCCCGCAACGACGUCUUCCUGUCCGCUGCGCGCGGAAUCGCCGAGACGGCCGCCUUCCUCGACGUGCCGAGCGAUACGCCCGACGUCCCGCUCCCCGCUGGCGCGGACCCGAUCCAGACGUUCCCCGUCGACGCCCUGCUGUCGGCCCCGCUCAUCUCGCUGCCUGAGGGCGGCGCGCAGCCCGCCGCCGACGAGGCCAAGACGGUCAAGCAGGUGCUCCUUGCGUCGCUCGCGCAGACGAGCGAGAACCUCAAGCUCGUGCGUGCCGCGAGCUUUGCCGCGCCGUUCCCCGGCUCGCCAGCCGUCCGCUUCGUGCCCGGAGCGUACACGCACGGUGGGGCCGGCACGACCGGCAAGGUCGGCGGUGUGGUUGUGCUUCGCGUGGAGAGCUCGUCCGACAAGCCAAUCUCCACGCUGGUUGCUCUUCCAGCUGGCGAGGAGCUCGACAAGAAGCUCCAGGCGCUGGCGCGCAGCCUUGCACGCCAGGUCGUCGGCUUCCCCACCAAGGCGGUCAGCCCAGGCGACGGUGUCGCCGAGGAGGAGGCGCUCCUCACCCAGCAGGCCAUGAUGCUCGGCAGCGACAAGCCUGUCGCCGACGUCGUCGCGGACUUUGGCAAGGAGAACGGCGUCAACGUCGAGGUCGUGAGCAUCAGGCGCUGGAGCACCGAGGACGAGCUCGCACCGCCCGCCGAGACCAAGACCGAGGCGUAA